CAUUCUCCACUCUUUUCUUCUUCUUCCUCGGCUAUAAAACCAGAGUUAUACUGUUAUGGUCUUGGAUCUUUAGUUCUUUAUACAAAACAGAGUCUGUAGACAAUCAAAGAAGAAGACUCUGUUUCUCACACUCUCUCAAACCAUAGCCACAAUGGGUCAUUUCAUGACCACCGUUUCCUAUUUCGUCGUGCUCUUUAUAUCAGCAGUUUUAGCAGAUGGAGGUUUAGUAGGAGUGAACUAUGGUAGAAUAGCCAAUGAUCUACCUGAACCAACAAAAGUGGUGGAACUGAUGAAAUCUCAAGGAAUUAACAGAGCUAAACUCUAUGACUCUGAUCCAACAGUUGUUAAAGAUUUUGCUGAUUCCGGAAUCAAGUUAGUCGUUGCAAUCCCAAAUGAACUUCUUUCUUCAGUAGUAAAGAAACCAUCUUUUGCUAACUCAUGGGUUCAGGAAAACAUUGCUGCUCAUUACCCAAAAACCCAAAUCGAAGCUAUAGCUGUUGGAAAUGAAGUCUUUGUAGAUCCUGCAAACACUACCAAUUUCUUAGUACCCGCCAUGAAAAACAUUCAUUCAGCUCUGGUUAAGUUAAAUCUAGAUAAAGCUAUUAAAGUUUCAUCUCCUGUAGCUUUGAGUGCUCUUCAAAAUUCAUACCCAUCUUCAGCUGGAUCAUUCAAAACAGAGUUGAUCGAGCCUGUAAUGAAACCCAUGUUUGAAUUUCUAAGGUCUACUGGUUCUUACUUAAUGGUUAAUGUCUAUCCAUUCUUCGCAUACGCAGCAAAUUCUGAUGUUAUUUCAUUAGAUUACGCAUUAUUCAGAGAGAAUCCAGGUGUUGUUGAUUCAGGAAAUGGGCUUCGUUAUUUCAAUCUCUUUGAUGCUCAAAUUGAUGCCGUUUUUGCUGCAAUGUCUGCAUUAAAAUACAAUGAUCUGAAAGUGGUUGUUUCUGAAACUGGUUGGCCUUCCAAUGGUGACAAAAACGAGAUUGGUGCAUCACAAGAAAAUGCUGCUGAUUAUAACGGGAAUCUAGUCAAAAGGGUCCUCACUGGUGGCGGCACUCCAUUAAAAUCCAACUCAGUUCUUGAUGUUUAUCUAUUCGCUAUGUUCAACGAGAACCAGAAAACAGGUCCAACUUCAGAGAAAAACUACGGAUUAUUCUACCCAAAUCAACAGAAGGUCUACAACAUCCCAUUAACAGAAGAAGGUUUGAAAGCAUGGAAGGGUGGGAAAAGACAGUCAGCACCAGUGAGCGGUGGCGGGGGCGGAAACAAUAACAGUAGUACUAGUGGUGGUGGUAUUGGUGGUACUGGUGGGGUUUCCACAAGUUCUUCUGGACAUACAUGGUGCGUAGCAAAUGAUAAAUCCGGGGAAGAGAAAUUGCAGAAUGCAUUAGAUUAUGCAUGUGGUGAAGGUGGUGCUGAUUGUCAUUCAAUUCAGCCUGGCGCUGCAUGCUAUAGUCCCAAUACUCUUGAAGCGCAUGCUUCCUUUGCCAUGAAUAGUUAUUAUCAGAAGAAUAGCCGUGCGGUUGGUACUUGUGAUUUUGGUGGUGCUGCAUAUGUUGUCACUCAGACCCCCAAGUUUGGGAAAUGUGAGCUCCCCACGAACUAGAGAAGGAGAGGUUGAUGAUGAUUAUGGUAGUUGAGAAGAAUUGAUGUUUAGGGGGGAAUAUAUAUUUAUUUCUUAUAGUAAUUAUUAUUUUAGGGUUCGUGUUUCUUUCGUCUUAAAUCUAUAUCUAGUUGCAGAAGUAGUGGUUGGGAGUGGCAGUUGGGAAUUUAUUUGAUCUCUGUUCGUUUGUAAUUAUUCUUAUCUAUCUACGGUUCUAUACGAAACUAUCUUGCUUGUAGUGAGAGCUAAUAUAUAGAGUAUUUAUUUUCUUGCAGUAACCUUUGUCUAAGUUUGGAGUCUGAAAUCUCUUUAAUUAUUCUGACA
This is a messenger RNA of Papaver somniferum (opium poppy), 1921 nucleotides long. Its product is annotated as glucan endo-1,3-beta-glucosidase 14-like. Bases 152 to 1600 code for a protein of 482 amino acids. Gene Ontology annotation, cellular component: plasma membrane. The record is from RefSeq and is a predicted model, not a curated record. Gene Ontology annotation, biological process: carbohydrate metabolic process. Gene Ontology annotation, molecular function: hydrolase activity, hydrolyzing O-glycosyl compounds. The transcript has 3 exons. NCBI's taxonomy places the organism in Eukaryota, Viridiplantae, Streptophyta, Magnoliopsida, Ranunculales, Papaveraceae.